This is a messenger RNA of Microplitis mediator, 8483 nucleotides long. RefSeq names its product multiple C2 and transmembrane domain-containing protein (gene Mctp). The transcript has 13 exons. Gene Ontology annotation, cellular component: synaptic vesicle membrane. Gene Ontology annotation, biological process: regulation of neurotransmitter secretion. NCBI's taxonomy places the organism in Eukaryota, Metazoa, Arthropoda, Insecta, Hymenoptera, Braconidae. The coding region runs from base 362 to 3169 and encodes 935 amino acids. Gene Ontology annotation, molecular function: calcium ion binding. The record is from RefSeq and is a predicted model, not a curated record.
GUAGGAUUCUAGUAACUAGUACUCAGUACACUAGCAUGUAGCUGCUAGUUUAGAUUCAUCAGUUGCCUUGCGAGCCGCGUUAACUCUGUCACGAUUCGCGAUCGAGAUGACUUGGAUUUGUAGACAAGUACACGUUUUAUGGAUGAAAAAAAAAUUAAAUGGAGACAAAUAAAUGGUUAUUAAUUUAAACUGGUCGAUGGUGCUGAGUGUUAAAGUUGACUAUUUAUUGAAACCAUGCACCUCGAGGGUAAUCGUAUUGUUUAUAUUAAAAAACGUUUAAAAAUAUUAAAAUUACUGUUAAAAAUAAACUGGAGUGUAAAUAUUAAAUUAAUAAAUACAACGAUUUAUACGCGUGUAAAUAAUGAGCAAAAGUGUGGAAUUACUUUCUGGAUCCGAGGACGGUGAACAAGGGCAAGAAGAAGACAGAUCGCGACUGAAUUUAAAUGGUAACCGACAGUUGUCACGAAGUGCCACAGAACUACGUAAUAAUAAUGACGAUUUGUCAACGGGACGUGCGUCUUCAGCCCAACCCACCCAGCAUAGACACUCGCAUGUCCAGCAGCAUCAUCACCAUCACCGCCACGUAACCUCAGUUGCCCAGAGGACCCAGACCUUUUUCGCGACCCUCAAGAGCCGGUGGGCAAGGGCAAGAAGUAAGGAGCGAAAAAAAGCUAAGGAUGGUCAUGACUCGACUCACAGUGCCGGUGUCGAGUCUGAUUACGCUGCCGAUUACUCUUCUGAGCACAGCAAAAGUUCCUCCGCGACUCAUAGCCCUGCUAAAAUAGCACUCAAUCAUCCAGAAUCUCCAUUAGCUCGGGGCAAAUCAUCUUUAGAAGACAGUCCUGGAAGAUGCAGCGACAAUUCAUCGAAACUGUCAGCCGCGAGAACAUCCCGCGAGGCUCAAGAGUCUCUCGAUCCUGGAUCGUCAUCAGCAGUACCGUCGGCUUAUGAAAGUGCGCAGUCGAAUGAAUUAGCACGUCGACGUGAAUUAGCAUUAAGACAGCAUGCAUUUUUUCAGCUGCGUAUGCAUAUUCGCCGAGGUGCCAAUCUCGUCGCGAUGGAUCGAUGCGGGGCAAGUGAUCCUUAUGUCAAGAUAAAAUCAUGCAACAGAUUAUUACAUAAGUCUCGAACAGUUCAUCGUGAAUUAAAUCCCGUGUGGGAUGAAAGUGUCACACUGCCUAUUGAAGAUCCGUUUCAGCCGCUCAGUAUCAAGGUAUAUGAUUACGAUUGGGGCUUGCAAGACGAUUUUAUGGGCGCAGCGAAUUUAGAUCUUACGGUACUAGAUCUAGGACAAGCACAAGAUGUUACUCUGGAACUUAAAGAUCCGGCGCGACCGCGACAACAUCUUGGGGAAAUAUUUUUAACUGUCACGUUGUGGCCGAGGAACCAGCAAGAAAAAGAGCAGUAUUUCCAGAGAACAAACAGACUAGCAGACGUAAAUCGAAGAUUAAAAUCACAAAUAUGGAGUUCUGUUGUGACGAUUGUACUCGUCGAGGCAAAAAGUUUAUUACCGAUGGACAUCGACGGGCUUUCAGAUCCUUACGUUAAAUUCCGAUUGGGAACAGAGAAGUACAAAUCAAAAGUUGUCAACAAAACAAUAAAUCCAGUAUGGCUGGAACAGUUCGAUCUCCACCUGUACGAGGACCCUUAUCUGGGUCAAGAACUAGAGGUCACGGUCUGGGACCGGGAUAAGGGUCACCAGGACGACUUGAUGGGCAGGACGACGAUCGAUUUAGCGGGGAUGGAACGCGAAACAACCCACAGGAUUUGGAAAGAGCUGGAAGACGGGGCUGGAAGUAUUUUCCUUCUGCUUACUAUCAGCGGCACGACUGCCAGCGAAACAAUCAGCGAUCUAGCAGCUCAUGAAGAAACCCCUCGAGAACGUGACCGUAUUUCUGAUAAAUAUUCCCUCUGGAAUUCGUUACAGAGACCAAGAGACGUCGGACAUCUCACUAUCAAAGUUUAUAAAGCACAGGGACUAGCAGCUGCUGAUUUAGGAGGCAAAAGUGAUCCUUUUUGUGUACUUGAGUUAGUUAAUUCACGGUUACAAACACAGACUGAGUACAAAACACUGGCACCUAAUUGGCAAAAAAUUUUUACUUUUAACGUCAAAGAUAUAAAUUCUGUACUAGAAGUGACAGUAUACGACGAAGAUCGCGACCAUAAAGUUGAAUUUUUAGGCAAAAUAGCGAUUCCUUUACUCAAAAUACGCAAUGGCGAGAAACGUUGGUACGCAUUGAAGGACAAAAAAUUACGUUGCCGUGCAAAAGGUAAUUUUCCUCAAAUAUUACUCGAGAUGCGCGUGAUCUGGAACGUCGUGAGAGCGUGCAUCCGAACUUUGAACCCGAAAGAAAAAAAAUAUAUGGAGCCAGAAGUUAAAUUCAAACGUCAAGUUUUUUUGCGCAACGUACUGAGACUCAAGGCCAUCAUAAUGUACUUCAUUGAUCUAGGAAAAUAUAUCCAGAGCUGCUGGGAAUGGGAGAGCAAAACGAGAAGUAUUGUUGCUCUGGUACUAUUUGUCCUCGGGUGUUAUUACUUCGAGCCAUAUAUGAUUCCCGUGGCGGCGCUUCUCAUAAUGCUUAAAUAUUGUUUAGUUUCUUUGAUAACAAAUAAUUCAAGUUCUUCGUCUUCGUUUCAAAUUCAUUCUAGUUCUCACGAUCAGGAUUUUAAUUCUGAUGACGGCCCUCCCACCCCCGGUGAUGAUGAUGACGAUGAAGAUGACAAAGAUAAGGAAGAGAAGAAAAGUUUAAAAGAGCGAUUGCAAGCGAUCCAAGAAGUAACGCAGACGGUCCAGAACUCGAUCGGUUACAUCGCGAGUCUUUGCGAGCGUGUGAAAAAUCUCUUCAACUUCACUGUACCUUAUCUAAGUUAUCUAGCGAUGAUUCUAUCAGUUCUCGGCAGCAUCGUCCUCUACUUAGUGCCCAUGCGUUACUUAAUUUUGGCCUGGGGUGUAAAUAAAUUCUUCCGAAAAAUUCUUCGUCCCCAUUCAGUACCAAAUAACGAGGUCUUGGAUCUGAUUUCCCGACUGCCUGAUGAUGAAGAUCUUCUUAGUUACAGAGAAUUAAAGCCAAUGCCAACAGCAGACUGUGAAAAAGGAUCAACAUCAAGCCCAAAUAGUAACGCAACAUCAAGACGCGAACAAAGAAAAAGACACAACAAAGCUGCGUAACGAAAUGCCCCGCGGCCAUCGGAUGUCGCGGGAACGCGGACUUCAAACAUCCUCAAAACAGUUUUAACGCGUGGUAAUAAAUUACUGUCUUAUCAAUAUCGCCGUGUAAAUUCAACAGAUUCAAAAAUAUUAAAAGAUAAAGACUGAUAAUUAUUAUCAUGAGUAUUUAUGAAUUAGUAAGUUAAGGAUAAGACACACGUGAUUUAUCGAUUGGUGUUUUGUCUAGUCAAUAAAGUUUUAAUAAUAAAUAAAUAGAGUGAGAUAAUAAUGCAGAAAGUCGUUAAACCUGUGAUGGAAUAAGAUUGAAUUAUAAAUUGCGCUGUUAGUUAGUUAGUUAAUUACAAUAUUAUAGAUAUAAUGAUAGUUAUAAUUAUUAAUUAGAAGCAUUCUCAGCCCCCCCCCCCCCUUUUUUUUAAAUAUUCAAUGGCGAACUGUCAUCAUUUUUUUUUAAAAAUAUGUAUUAGUAGGCCUCUAGUAAUUCCAUACCCCGCCAAUUUACUCGAAUUCAAAUUCAAAUUCAAUUUUGAAACCAAAUCAAAUUCAAAAUUCGGCGGCGGGACGAAUCUCGAUCAAAAGACCCGCGUACUUUGAGCGUAAAAACUUUUUUCGGCUUUACUGGGAUUCGAACUCACAACUGGCCGGUUAUCAAGUUCAAGAGGUUGAGUCUUUCGUUAUGGUCAUGGCAAAGCCGGAUCAUGUGGGCCACCGGCGGGAAAUUUAAAUAAACGCAAAAAAAUAUGGCCAUAGUAAAAUAUACUACGAUUACGUCACAAGUUACUGUAACCAUUUGAAAUUUGACUGGUCGUAAUAAUUUUUGCUGGUGGCCAACAUGGCCCGGCUUUGCUAUGACACCAUAACAUUUAAAACAAAAAUGAUUCCUUCGUGCAAUUAGGAGUUAAACGAAAUGAAAAUGGAAAUUAUUAGACAAAGGUUUUAUUGAAAUUUGACAAAUUUCGUUUAACGUCUAAUUGAUGUCAACUGUAAAAAAUUUUUCAAAGAAUCUAGAUCCUGGCGAAAUUGCAAGUUGUUUUUUUUUUAAUUAACGCUGUAAUUUUUUAAAAUUAAUUAACAAAAUUUCAAUACGGCCAUGACAGUUCAAGCCAUUAGAUAAUUUUACAAAAUGGGGGCACUGUCUGAGAAUACUUUUAAAACGCUCGCGAACCUCGGGGUGCGGUAACGUUUUUUUUUACGUCUAGUAUACUAAUUAAUUAAUUGAUUCGAUUUAACGACUUUGUUUUAAGAUUUAUUAUAUUGAGAUAUUUAAUAAUAAAUUUUAAUUGUUAUUAUUAUUAUUAUUGAAAUGACAGUCUCUUAAGUAUACUGAUUGGUAAUUACUAAUUAAAUAAACGAUAUGGAGAGGGUACUUGGGAUAGAUUAAAUAAUUAAUAAUGUAAGACUGUCAAUAAUUGCGUCCAUCGAUGUCAUUUAGGAUAUGCAAUUUUUAAACACGCGUUGUUUAUACCUAUGUGAUUUUUGAACAAUUAAUAUUGUAAAUGAUUCUUAAAUCGGGUUCAAAUUUUUUUUGUGUCAACUAAAUUAUUAAUUGGGCAGAAAUAAAAUUUAAAAAUUGAGGAAACGAAAUUAUUAAAGAAAAAUUUAUAUUAUAAAUUUGUCAGCAUAAAAAAAUAAUUUAUUCAAUGGAUUCGUUCAGUUCCUUGAUGGUUGAAAAAAAGACAUAAUUUUUAAUUCGAAUUUAAAAAAAUAAAAAUGACGAUUUGAGAAUCAUUGACAAUCAUAUGAUAAAUAAAUAAAUAAAUAAAUAAAUAAUAUAUCGAUACCCAGCACCGGGACUGGCUAAGACGCAAAAUAAAUAAAAAUAUUUUAUAUUAAAAUAAAAUAUUUAUCAUGGCAAUUUUAAAAUUGUCGAUCUUCUUAAAACUUGUCUUUAUCAAACAAUCUAAUUAAUUAUAAAUAUUUAAAUUCAUAAAUAAAAUAACGAAUCAUCUCAAAUUUUUUCAUCAACGAACCUAAUUAAGUGCUUCAUAAAUAAGAUAGUGUCUUUUUUAAUUUAAAAAAAAAAAAUUAAUAUUUUAAAUCAUACACGACACUUAACACUUACACAUUUUUAUUUUUACUUUGAGAGUGUAAUUAAAAAAAAAUAUUCAGAUAUAAUCGAACAUGGUCAGAUAUGUCCAUGUUUAGUCAAGUCCAAUUCAUAUGUGAUCAUACAUGAUAUCAGAUAUAAUAAUGCAUGAUCAUCUAUAUUAAAGCCUGAUCAAGUUUAAUUAAUCCGUGAUCAAAUAUGAUCAUAUAUGAUAUCAGAUAUAAUCAUGCGUGAUGAUACACCUUUAUAUUUAAUUAUGCGUAACACCAGACACCAUCAUUAAUAGUAUCGGAUAUGAUCAUAUAUUUUGACAAAUAUGAUCAUAUAUGAUGAUAUACUUUUAUAUUUGAUUAUACGUGAUAUCGGAUAUGAUCAUGCAUAAUAUCAGAUAUGAUCAUAUAUGAUAGAUAAGAUCAUAUAUAUGCUAUCAGAUAUGGCUGCGUAAUAUUUGACCUGACGACACAAUACCCGCUGCCAAAAUAGCCGUGAUGAAAUAAUCGCAAGCCAAAAUAUCAAUAAAGAAGAUACUAAUAGAUGUGGAAUAUCUUGAAAAAUCAAAAAGAUAAUUGAAUAAUUGAGUGAAAUUAACGAAAUGUGAUCAAAUUUAGAAAAAUAAUACAGACUUGUAAUUGUAAUGUGCCAUUUUUCCACGAGUUUUGUGCGUGUGCAAUUAUUGAAAUAUAUUAAAUGCACAGGCAUACAACAGUACGCCAUUUUUCUACGGGUUUUGUGCGUGUGCAAUUACUGAAAUAUAUUAAUGCACACGCAUGCAAUAAUACAUGCCCUUUUUUCACGCGUUUUGUGUGUGUAAAUACAAAAAUAUAUAAAUGCACACGCUUGCAAUAAUAUUGUGCCCGGUUAUCGCAGAUUUUUUUUUUUUCGAUUAUUUUACCAUUAAGUCAUUUUUUUUAGAAAUGUUUUGUCAUGUAGAUAUUUUGUUUAAAAAUAUUUCGUCAUGAGGAUAUUUUGUCGUGGGUAUUUUGUCGCGGGUAUUUUGGCAUUAGGUCAAUUAUCGUGUUACCAUCAGAUAUGAACAUAUAUGAUGUCAAAUAGAAUCAUGCAUGAUGAUACACCUUUCUAUUUGAUUGUACGAAUACCGGAUCAUGCAUGAUAAUACACACUUAUAUCUGAUUAUACAUGAUACCUAAAAUUAUCAUUCAUGAUACCAGAUACAUGCAUGCAUGAUGAUAUAAAAUCAUAUCUGAUCAAGCCCAAAUUUAUACAUAAUCAUACGAACUCAUGUUUGAUCAUGCAUGAUAACGUAUAUGGUCAUAUGUGAUCAUAUAUGAUUAUUUCUGAGUAUUUUUUCUCAAAUAGUUUACAAUAUGAUGAAUUAGAAUUUAUUUAAAUUAAAACAAAAAAAAAAUAUAAAUGAAUAAAAUUGAUGGAAUUAUAAAUGAAUAUAUUUAUAGUCAGAUUAUAGUCUUUUUUCUAUGUAUUUUUCUACUCUCUGUUUUAUAUUUAUCUACCAUUUAGUAUUAAUUAAUUUUAAAAAACAAAUCCAAAGAAUGAAUUUAAUAUUUUAGUCAGUAAAAUUUUUUCAAUUUUUGACAAUUAACAAUUUUUCAGAUAAAAUUAUAAAAAUUUAAUGAGUUCUUCCUUCAUUAGUAAAACAAUAUAAUUACAUUUAUCAUUCAUAUUAUAUAUUAUUAAAAAUAUAUAAUAACAUAAUUGACAAAGUAUAAAGUACACAUGACACAUAAUCACGCGCGCAAAUAAAUAAAAGAAAAAUAAUAAUUAUAAAUAAAUUAACAAAGAAAAAAUAAUUAUAUAUAUUUUUUAUUGUAAAAUAUUAACGAAUUUUCUUUUUAAUUAAAAUUUUUUUUAGACGGAACAAUAAAUUAUACAUAAAUAUAUAUUAUAAUAUUAAUUUUUAUUAAAUGAGCGGUUCAGUCGGUCCGAUAAUCAAUCUCGCACUUAAAGCUUUUAACUCUUUUAUUAAAUAAAUAAAUAACCCUAUCAAAAAAAUUCACACGGAAAUCCAGCUUGGAUUCCCAUAUGGUUUCCUAUAGAAAUUCAACAUAGAUUCCUCUGUAGAGUCUUACGUGAAUUUCCAUGGGUAUCCGGAUAUUCAAGUUCCUGUAUAUAUUUGUUUGUAUGGGAAUUUCGGUACUCAGUUUCCCAUACGGGUUCCUAUAUAAAUCCGAAGUCUGAUCUCUAUACUAAUUCCCAUGGAUCCUCAUGUAAAUCCAUAGUUUCCUAUCUGGGGAUCCAGGUAUCCAUAGUUUUCCAUAUGAAUUUCAUGUGGAAAACUAUAGAUACCUGAAACCCCAUAUCUGAGAGUUCAGGUACUCAUAGUUUCCUAUAUAGCUUUCAUAUAUGAGAAUUUAGGUAUUCAUAGUUUUAUAUUAGGGAAUUCAGGUGCCCAUAGUUUCCUCUGUGGAUUUCCAUAUAUAGGAAUCCAGGUAUCCAUAGUUUCUCUUAUGGAUUUCAUGUAUGGGAAUUCAGGUAUCCAUAGUAUCCAUAGUUUUCCAUAUGAAUUUCAUAAAUAGGAGUUCAGGUACUCAUAGUUUCUCAUAUAGCUUUUAUAAAUGGGAAUUCAGGUAUCCAAAGUUUCCUACAUAGAUUUCCUAUAUGGACACUUGAAUACCUAUAGUUUCCCAUAUGGAUUUCCUGUAUGGAAAUUCAGGUACCUACAGUUUUCUACAUGGGUUCCUAUGUAAAUCCGUAAAUUGAUUCCUAUGUUGAACCCCAUGAAUUCUUAUGUAAAUCCAUAGCUUCCUAUAUGGAUUUCUGUGGAUCCCCAUGCAACCUUACAUGAAUUUUUUUGAUAGGGAAGUAAAUGAAUGAAGAAAAUAGCGGAAAAUUAUAAACCCAAUAUGUGGUUUUAAUAGUGACUCUUAUUUUUAUUUUGUGUAAAUAAUAUUGAAAUAUUACGACGUUUGAAUUUAAUACGACCUUCAUUUUAUUAAAUUUAAUGCAAACAAUAUUUUUCAAACUAAAUUUCUGAGUGUAAAUAAUUUUGAAUAUUAAUGAAAUAUUUAAUAAAAAAAUUAAAAAAAUUAACGCCGAGCACUAGUUUUGAAUUUAAAUAUGCACCAAUUAAUUAGUUUUGAAAUUUCGACUGAUAAAAAAAAUAAUUAUAAUAAAUAUUUAAAAUUGAACUAUUUAAUUUUUAGAUAUUGUUAUUAUUAUUACAUAUUGUAUUAUAUUAUUGAUAUUGUGGUUAUUUGAAAAUACUAAUGACGUUUCGUUGAUGGUUGCGCUUUGAUGUUAAAUAUAUAUAUACAUAUAUAUAAUAAAUUUGCGUAUUUAUUAAAAAUAAAAAUG